Messenger RNA from Nematocida parisii ERTm1, 752 nucleotides. RefSeq lists its product as uncharacterized. The transcript has a single exon. The record is from RefSeq and is a predicted model, not a curated record. Lineage: Eukaryota; Fungi; Microsporidia. Bases 1 to 459 code for a protein of 152 amino acids.
AUGAACAUAAAAGCACUCCACAGAAUAUUAGAAAAUAAUGAAAUAGAUAAAUCAAACUUAACAGAAGAGGAUAUUGAAUAUUUGAAGAAUUCCUUGAAUAUUUUAGGAUAUAAAUUGAAUAAUUGGCACGACAGAAAAACACUUGUUAUAACUGCCAUGCAGACAGAAGAAGUAUUAUUAAAGGACUAUGAAAUAAUUGCAAUGGAUAUAAUUUUAGAAAUUAUAAAUAAUGCAAAGGAUAUUCCUGUAAGUAGAUUUAUAAAUUGUGCUGUAGCUAAAGAACUAAUUGAGAAUAAUUGGUUAGUAAUAGAUAAUAACAGAAAUAUACAACUAUCAAAAAGAUUAAUUAUUGAAAAUACAAAUACUCUCUCAGAGAAAGCAAAUAUUAGUAUUUGUUCUCUUUGUGGUAUAAUUAAUAACAAAGGAAAUAUUCCACAUAUUGAGUGUAAUAUAAAUUAAUUAAAUACAGGUAUAAAAUAUACUAAAUACGGUAAAUGCAGUUAGAAUUUAAAUUUGUAUGUGAUAGAUAACUACUGUAAAUAAGAAACAUUGCAUGGUAUACGAUAGAAAUGGUUUAUUUCUUAAGUAGUUCUUUUAGUUGUGCCUUUCCAUUUUCUAAGUAUUCAUUAUACUCUUUGUUACAAACGCUUGGUACAUUGAGUGCUCUGCACACAGACAGAACCAAAAUACUUACAGAAAAUAAAGCACCAAGGAUUAUUGCUAGCCAGAAUAUAUUACAUAGUGUAUUAAGA